CUUUGUUCUGAGGUUUCAGACUACUAUUGGUUGAUACUCUAAAGUGUUUUGUUUGCUCAGAGCUACGUAGGACUGCAUAUGCGUUGCCACGGGUUCUAUAAUAUGCGCUAUCUGGAGCAAAGCCUUACCCCAUGCUGUGCCAUAACGCAACAAGGACCUGACAGAUUGAAGUCCAUUGAUACCUUACAAGGCAUGUUUGCUCGACGAUCGACGUUUAUUAUGGCCCAGUUGGUUCUGAACUCCUACUGCAAUACAAUAGCUCUUAUUUUGUCAGCUGUACUAUGAUAGUAAUCGAACUGACUCUAC
This is a messenger RNA of Aspergillus welwitschiae, 306 nucleotides long. RefSeq lists its product as uncharacterized. The coding region runs from base 79 to 285 and encodes 68 amino acids. The record is from RefSeq and is a predicted model, not a curated record. The transcript has a single exon. Lineage: Eukaryota; Fungi; Ascomycota; Eurotiomycetes; Eurotiales; Aspergillaceae.